AUGGUAAAGCCGGGGCUCACCGGAAACGGAAUUCUCUUUCUUUCUUUCUUUUUCUUUCUUUAUUUUCUUUCUUUUUUCUUCCUUUCUUUAUGCCUUCAUUCUUCCCUUCCAUUUCUUUUUGCUUUCUUUGUUUCUUUUUCUUUUUUACUUCCUUUUUUCUUUCUUUCCUUCCUCUAUUUUUCCUUCUUUUCUUUCUUCCUUCCUUUCUUUCUUUCAUUUUUCUUUCCUUUUUUCUUUUUUCUUUCCUUUCUUCCUCUAUUCCUUCCUUCUUUACUUACAUUUUUCUUUCUUUCUUUUCUCUUUAUUUCAUUUUUCUUUCUUUCUUUCUUCCGUUCCUCCUUCUUUCCUUCCUUUUUCUUUUUUCUUUCUUUCUUUCGUAAUCUAUUUCUUUUUUCCGUCUCUCCUUCUUUUCAUUCUUUCUUUUAUUCCUUUCUUUUUCUGUCUCUGUCUAUCUGUCUGUCUCUAUCUCCAUAUCUAUCUAUCUAUCUAUCUAUCUAUCUAUCUAUCUAUCUAUCUAUCUAUCUAUCUUAA
Acanthosepion pharaonis is the source of this 531-nucleotide messenger RNA. Lineage: Eukaryota; Metazoa; Mollusca; Cephalopoda; Sepiida; Sepiidae. The record is from the annotation of a GenBank genome assembly.